AUGAAGUGCGACGUCGACAUCCGUAAGGAUCUGUACGCCAACACCGUACUCUCUGGUGGUACUACCAUGUAUCCCGGUAUCGCCGAUCGUAUGCAGAAGGAAAUCACUGCCCUGGCUCCGUCGACCAUCAAGAUCAAGAUCAUCGCUCCUCCCGAGAGGAAAUACUCCGUAUGGAUCGGUGGAUCUAUCCUGGCGUCACUCUCCACCUUCCAACAGAUGUGGAUCUCCAAGCAGGAAUACGACGAGUCCGGACCUGGGAUCGUUCACCGCAAUUUGUACAACAACGACUGUUUGUUAUUAACGUUAUUAAUUAAUUUAUUGACAAUAAUCUCCUCGGCCAUUGCAGCAAGCCCUUCUCGGUCUUGUGAACAUGUAUACGCUGACUUACAUGUAUCGUACAGAGACAAACACACACGCACACACAUAUACAGAUACAAAGGCUUUUUUGAAAUCGUAAGCGCACGUAAUUUGGCAUUUGCGAUAAUGAAUCGAGGUGGUAAUGAAACGAGAGUGAAGUAUAUGAUACGGAAAACCAUAACCAGGCGCAUCGACGUCGGCUCAUAUUGCUGCCUGGCGUAUUGUUCUUAUUAUAUCAUAUAAUUGAUGAUAAUAAAACUGUAUUAUAUAAUAAUUCGAUGUCGGAUUAUGUGAACCUUAUCGAAUCGUGGUAUUUCUGGCGAAUGUUCAAAAUGAUGAUAUAAUGGAUGGGAACAAAUUACAAAUUUUAUAGACAAAGUUCAAGAGAAUUAUUGUGUUUUCGAUUCUCAUGACAUUUAACUGCGGAUACAGUGUGCUCUGGCAGCUAGCCAGGUCUGUGUGCAACUCAAGUGACUAUAUUUCUAUUUCUUUUUAGCAGGCUGGCGCGGCAAUUAAGGAAAUAGAGAAUUCAUAA
This is a messenger RNA of Heterotrigona itama, 892 nucleotides long. Lineage: Eukaryota; Metazoa; Arthropoda; Insecta; Hymenoptera; Apidae. The record is from the annotation of a GenBank genome assembly.